AUGGACAGAUUGAUCAAAUCAGACGUUCAAGAACUGAAUCUGUUCUUCACCAAGGGCCAGAAAUGCUCCAUCACCUUCGAGUUAACCAAUCUGAUGCACACCAUGUCCGUAGCAGUUUCUCUCACUACAUCCAAUCCAUCAAAUUUUUCAUUUUCACAGUGUUUCUCUCUCAUCCCACCUCUCUCAACUGCGUCUUUCACUGUCUUUCUGAAUCAGCCGUGCGAUCAGCCGCCGCUAUCGAUGCCGCCGGAGACAGUCCUUGUUCGAUCAUCAAUGCUGCCGACCGGAAAAGCCCAUCAGGAUGAUCUCCGGCGACUGUUUUCGAAGCCCGGACCGCAUAUAUUCAAAGAUGCUACGCUACCGAUCUCAUUUGUUGGACCCCAUGUUGUUGAAUUUCUUCUUUCGCCUUCAAACAAGUCCCUGGAAAUGAAUUUUCUGUUUUCAAAAGCAAUUUCUUGGUGUGAUGACUCUCAGCUAAAUUCUUUGCUGAGAUUUGCUGCAAAGAAUGGGAAUUCAUACGCCGUUUCGGGCCUGGUCGAGGCUGGCGCAGAUGUAAAUGAAAGGGAUUUAGAGGGAGAAUCUGCCUUGUCCCUGGCUGUUAAAUCUGGAAAUGUUGAUUCUGUUCAGGUUUUGAUUGAAUCAGGUUCUACAAUAGACAACAAAAUUGACAGAUUUUUACACGAAACUGCAGCUUCGGGACAGGUUGAAUUAAUGGAAGUCUUGUGUUUAGGCUAUGUGGAUAUCGAGUUGAAUUCGGUAAAUUCUCAAAACCAAACAGCCCUUCAUGUAGCAGCAAUUCAUGGACAUGUUGAAGCACUUCAAUUUCUUCUUUCUAUAGGAAGUGAUCCCGAUAUUACCGAUUCUAAUGGAUGGACGCCGCUCCAUUUUGCUGCACGCGAAGGGAGUGUUGAAGCAGCCGAAUUCUUGCUAAACCACUCGUUUUUCGCCAAAUAUGCUUUGACUAAAGAAGGGAAGACCGCCUUUUCUCUAGCGGUCGAUAAGGGUAAUUCACACCUAUAUGAUAUGUUACAGUUAGGGGACAUGUUACAUAGGGCUGCAAGAAUUGAUGAUGUUCAUACUAUGAAAAGUUGUUUAGCUCAAGGGGGAAAAGUGAAUGGAAGGGAUCAAUAUGGCUGGACCCCUUUGCAUAGAGCUGCUUUUAAGGGUCAUAUUGAAAGUGUGAAGAUUUUGGUUAGCCAUGGGGCUCGGGUUGAUCUAGUCGAUGGCACUGGCUAUACUCCCCUUCUACGAGCAGUCGAGGCAGGACAUGUACAAGUUGCAAUGCAUCUUUUAUCUCAUGGAGCUAAGGCUAAUCUGAAAAGUCUUAAAGGAGUUGUUCCUUCUGAUUUGGAAUGUUUCAAGAAGUACAAUUCUCUUGUAAAUCCUUUAGAACAAGAGGAAGGGCUUAAACUUUGA
Fraxinus pennsylvanica is the source of this 1416-nucleotide messenger RNA. NCBI's taxonomy places the organism in Eukaryota, Viridiplantae, Streptophyta, Magnoliopsida, Lamiales, Oleaceae. The record is from the annotation of a GenBank genome assembly.